AUGGACGCAGAAGUGGCUGAGAAACUCGGUCCAUUUGUCGACUGCACUUCCAACCAGGCAAUUGCCUAUUUCGAGCUGAUCAAGGCAAACCCCGAUACCAGUGCGCUGCUUCACAAGGACCUCAUCAACGCAGCUAUAGCCGAUGCCAGGGGUCGCUUGAACAGUCUCCAAGGCUCGGCUGCCUUUGAGGAAUUUGUAGUCGAGAUCUCAACAAACCCCAAACUAGCCUACUCCACUGCUUCCACCGUUGAAAACGCAAAACGCAUUGUCGGUAUUUUCAAAAGCCUCAGCCAUGCAGAUCCGAAAAGGGUAUGCGUCAAAAUCCCCUCCACGUGGGAAGGCCUCCAGGCGUGCCGCAUCCUCGAGGCAGAAGGGAUCGCGACGCUAGCCACGACCAUGUUUUGCAUGGAGCAGGCUGCUCUCGCCGCCGCCGCGGGAUGCACCUACAUCGCGCCAUACGUCAAUGAGCUCAGGGUCCAUUUUGAGCAAGGAUAUGUCGACGGCAGCAAGGGCUUCGAGUUUUGCCGACAAGCGCAGGCGUAUUACGCCAGGCACGCGUGCCGUACGCAGGUUCUGGCCGCGUCUUUGACGUCGGUCGACGAGGUAAUGCAGUUAGCUGGGGUUCAACACAUCACCAUUGCGCCCAAGCUGCUGAGCGAGCUUUCUGCGAGGCGUGCCUCUUCGUGGGGUGCGCCGCUUGGUGCGUACUUUGCUCAGCGUCCGUUGGAUAAUUGGUGCGAGACGACAGACUACCAGACUAUUCUUGGGGACGAAAGCUCGUGGAGAUUGGCAUUCACCAGGAGUGGGUUUGGCGCAAGCGAGGGAAAGAUGAUACAGGCCAUCAACUACUUUUUUGACUUUCAGGACAAGAUUGAGGACCUGGUCUCGGCCUCUGCUAAACUAGCUACUUAG
Messenger RNA from Metarhizium brunneum ARSEF 3297, 912 nucleotides. NCBI's taxonomy places the organism in Eukaryota, Fungi, Ascomycota, Sordariomycetes, Hypocreales, Clavicipitaceae. The record is from RefSeq and is a predicted model, not a curated record.